AUGUCGACGGCAAAGCCAAUAGGCCCUAUAAGAAAGGCCUGGUAUCAGUGGAAAGCCAUACGGUUCCCAUGGAGGAAACGUUAUCUUGUCGGCCUCGACCUCCAAGGUAACACAUACUGGGAAUUCCGGCUACACCGCGGGGACCCCUCACUACCAGACUCGCGCUUCCGGCGCAUAGUGCAGUACCCGCGGUCAACGCACUACAGUGAGAUCAAGGUAUCACCGCAAUGGCACCAAUGGCUGCGGUACCAACGACGGGAGCCUCCAACACUAGACGAGCAGGCACAUGACCUCGUCCGCCGCGAGCAGAUGAAAGUUUUAGCCGCCGCAGCCGACGCCCGCUGGGAGGCCAAGCCGAGUUACCUCGACGCCCCGGGUAAGGAAAAGGGGCAACCAGUGCCGCCGUUCGACACUAGCCGGAACCAGCCGCAAGAACAGGCUGCUCGAAAGUCAACGGCGACAAACGGGCAGGAUGAUGAGGUGGCGCAGAAGGACGACCCCUGGAAACGAGCAGCGCGGAGUACCGGUCCCGGAGAGACUUGGCAACCGGAGGCGUGGACUCCGACGUCGACGAGGAAACGGUGA
Messenger RNA from Annulohypoxylon maeteangense, 585 nucleotides. RefSeq lists its product as uncharacterized. The record is from RefSeq and is a predicted model, not a curated record. The coding region runs from base 1 to 585 and encodes 194 amino acids. Gene Ontology annotation, biological process: mitochondrial respiratory chain complex I assembly. Gene Ontology annotation, cellular component: membrane. Lineage: Eukaryota; Fungi; Ascomycota; Sordariomycetes; Xylariales; Hypoxylaceae. The transcript has 2 exons.